GUAAAUUUCAAUGCUGAAAUAACACGAAGAAAUGUGUAGAACUAGUAUUAAUUUCUUGUUGAUAUUUUGGUCCUUCGACUACAAACUUCGCGGUGUAAUUGAGAAGCGAACAAUAAUUCACAGACGCGAUUUGCGAUCGCAACAGCAAGUCUUGAGUGAAUUUCAUCCAUUACAACGUAAUACUAUGGAACACAAAAUGGGAAAUUCAACCAGUGGAUUUCCAUCGGUAGCUCUCAGCAGACAAACGGAAACACCUGAUCUCAUCUUUAAGAAGCAUGAAGGUGGAACAAAGAAAAAAGAUACGGUGUUCACGAAGAGAAAGAAUAAAUUAAUAUGCAAGUGACAUUGAAAAUUUUUGAAAAUUUUGGCACUUAGAAUCCGCUGUAUGCCAGCAGAAUAUUCAAACCUGGAAGCUUUUUCAAAUCGUC
Messenger RNA from Neodiprion fabricii, 428 nucleotides. RefSeq lists its product as uncharacterized. The coding region runs from base 32 to 343 and encodes 103 amino acids. The record is from RefSeq and is a predicted model, not a curated record. Lineage: Eukaryota; Metazoa; Arthropoda; Insecta; Hymenoptera; Diprionidae. The transcript has 3 exons.